CCAGCUGAUCGUCUCUAUUCUUAUCUGCCCCUCGGUUUGCCGCGGCCCUUCUUGUCCUCCUUCAAACCCCUCCGGUCUCCGCACAUUCCUCCCUCUCCCACUCGUGUCAACAUCAUCUUCCUCCCUCCUACAUCCCUCGACGACAUACCCAUGGCCGCAAUUAUCCGUUAGCCCGUAAUCUGCUUGAUAACCCUUAGUUGCGCCACGAUUGCGUUCAUACCGGCGACUGGACCGGAUAAUGCGCUCCUGACCAGUCUCCUUUCUCAGAUCUGAAGUGCUCUUUUUCUUUCGUUAUAAAAACCCUCACAGUCCAGUUCUGCUAUUAUCUUCAAUGGAGCAAGCCGCUCAAACAAGACCGACCCGAGGUCCACCGACCAGUGACGCAAAAGAGAGGCUAGCGGUGGGAACGACACAGGCGACGGCGGUGGACGAUGCGUCAUCCCCACACCAAGCACAGAACGGCCGCGGAGCCACGAAAGAGGUGAACAAGCGCAGCGUGGACUAUGUCGUCCGCAGCGGCGUUGCGGGGGGUCUGGCGGGGUGUGCGGCCAAAACCGUUGUCGCGCCCCUCGAUCGAGUCAAGAUCCUCUUCCAGGCCUCGAAUCCGCGAUUUGCAAAAUACACCGGCAGUUGGUUCGGUCUCGUGGCAGCCGUGCGAGACAUCAAACGGCGCGAAGGCCCCCAGGGCCUCUUCAAGGGCCAUUCCGCGACGCUCCUCCGGAUCUUUCCGUACGCCGCGAUCAAGUUCCUUGCCUACGAGCAGUUCCGCGCCGUGAUGAUCCCGUCCCAUGACAAAGAAACGCCGCUGCGCAGAUUGCUCUCGGGGAGUAUGGCGGGCAUCACAUCUGUGUUUUUCACGUACCCGUUAGAGUUGAUCCGGGUGCGAUUAGCGUUCGAGACGAAACGGACCGCUCGCUCUUCCUUUAGAGGUAUUUUUCGACAGAUUUAUAACGAGCGGGUUACGCCGCCGGCGACGGCCUCCAGCGGGGUGUCGUCGACGCAAGCCCCCGUCACGGCAACGGCAGAAGGUGUCUCGGCGGCUGUGAACAAGGCCGUGCCGCGCUCCGGCCUGGCCAACUUUUACCGGGGUUUCGCGCCCACGCUGCUGGGCAUGCUCCCCUACGCCGGCAUGUCCUUCCUCACGCACGAUACCGUCGGUGACUGGUUCCGCUCGCCUGCGCUCGCCCCUUACACCACCAUCCCCGAGUCAGAAACACCCGACCAUUUCAAGAAGAGGUCUCGACGACCGCAGCUGACAGCCGCCGCGGAGCUGACAUCCGGUGCGCUGGCGGGUCUGGUGUCCCAGACAUCCUCCUACCCGUUAGAGGUCAUCCGACGACGAAUGCAAGUCGGCGGCGUCGUCGGCGACGGCCACCGCCUGGGGAUUGUCGAGACGGCGCGCACGAUCAUGUUGGAGCGCGGGUUCCGCGGCUUCUGGGUCGGCCUGACGAUUGGAUACAUGAAAAUCAUCCCAAUGACGGCGACCGGGUUCUUUGUCUAUGAGCGGUUGAAGUGGUCCUUGGGUAUCUAGCGACAUUUUUUUUUGAUCGAUUGUUUAGAUCUUCCGAACGAAAGAGUUGGGCGUCUGGGGUUGUGUUGAGUUGUGUUGAGUUGUUGUGAUGUGUCUAUUUAUACCAUUUGUUCAUACCCAUUGCGAGCAGGCCGAGACUCUAGGUGAUGGAGUACAGAGAGAGAGUCUUGUACAUAGAGCAUAUAUUAGGUGCGACGUCACGUUUAGAUACAAUUGGAG
This is a messenger RNA of Aspergillus homomorphus CBS 101889, 1750 nucleotides long. RefSeq names its product coenzyme A transporter. The transcript has 2 exons. The coding region runs from base 332 to 1531 and encodes 399 amino acids. The record is from RefSeq and is a predicted model, not a curated record. Gene Ontology annotation, biological process: transmembrane transport. NCBI's taxonomy places the organism in Eukaryota, Fungi, Ascomycota, Eurotiomycetes, Eurotiales, Aspergillaceae.